Messenger RNA from Pygocentrus nattereri (red-bellied piranha), 16339 nucleotides. It is a transcript of the gene spegb, whose product is annotated as striated muscle enriched protein kinase b. Gene Ontology annotation, molecular function: protein kinase activity; protein binding; ATP binding. The transcript is spliced from 41 exons. The record is from RefSeq and is a predicted model, not a curated record. Gene Ontology annotation, biological process: protein phosphorylation. The coding region runs from base 785 to 11614 and encodes 3609 amino acids. NCBI's taxonomy places the organism in Eukaryota, Metazoa, Chordata, Actinopteri, Characiformes, Serrasalmidae.
CUCUGUCACCUCGGCAUGGGCCAUGACUGCUGAGGGACGAAGCUAUGAGUGAGAGAGGGAGAGCUUAACUUGCAGGGCAAAGGGGGAAGAAAGACGAGGCAACUGUGGGCAUAGCAGAACUACGCGACUAUAGAGCUGAACACCCCGAGAACACGGCACCCGAAAGGCACACCUACGAACGGGCAGUCGCGUUCCACCGCUAAGACCUGCAGGAUCUGACCAGGGAGGGUGAAAAGCACAGGCCAAACUUCCAAAAGGCCAUACUGGAAGCUGCUAAUGCAACAUGAUCCUGUGGGACUUGCUCUAAAAAUAUCAGCCGUCAGGAAUACACGGACUCACUGUGGUUGCUUAAUUGGCCAAAGAUUAAACAUUUUCUUUUUUUCUGGGCUAAUUAGACUUGUUCAAGGAUGUGAGAACCAUAUUCCAAAAUUCUUGGUUGCAAGCAUUCUGAAGAUAAUCUCUGUACGUAUUGAUGACCUUCACUUGCCUCAGGGCUUUCUAGAUAGCGUUUCUUAUUUAUAUGGAGUUGGAGAUUUCGUAUGCCACUUGAAGCUCUUUAAAUAUCUAAGGAGACUAUCUACUGAAGCCUUGAUUGGAGCUGUUUUUACAAGAUUUCCAGUAAAACCUUUAAAGCACUGACUACAUCAAAAUAGUUCAUUAUGAAAUGGAGAGUUGAAACAGAAAUUAAGUCAGAAAGUGUAAUUUUACUAUAAAGUCAAACUGUUUAUGCAGCUGACCCUGUGCUGACGUUUGUGCAUAAAGUCCAGCAUCUCUCUACUGAGUCAUGAGGAAGUCUGAGGUGCAGAUGACCCUAAAGAAGGGCGCAGAAGAUGGAUCUGGAGGGGUUGCACCUCCAAGCCCACGGAUACCAUCAAAACGGGCUAAAGUCAAUCCUGACCAGCUGGUGCCUGACCCGAGUUCCGUUUAUCCUACACCAACACCCCCUGUCUUCAUCCGGAAGAUGAGGAACGCUGCCGUGGGUACUGGCUGUGACAUCCGACUGAAGGUAGCUGUGGCUGGGGACCCACAACCCUCACUUUACUGGUACCACAACGAUGAGCUCCUCAGCAUGCAUAACCAGGAGUAUGGAGGCCUGUGGAUCCGGGACUGCAAACCCACUGAUGCAGGCCUAUACACCUGCAUUGCUACCAGCUACCUAGGAGAGGCUAAGAGCAGCGCGGUCCUCGCAGUCUUGGAUCUGGGAGAAGACUCUGAAACAACAGAAGACGAAGCAGGCGAGCCUCAGAUGGAGACCAAAGAAAGAGGCAGAGGUGGUUCAGAAGAAGCCUCCCAGCGUGUGCCUGCAGGUGAGCGGAUGAUAGACAUGGCAGCAGACACGAGUGGUCACUGGGCAUCCAGCGAGAACACAGUGGUGGAGAAAGAGGCGCUGUCUCUGGGAUCGAGAGCACCGGGGCCUCAGCCCGCCAGGAGCCAGUCUGAAGAGGUUUUGAGAGAAUCUCCCUCACAUGUCCUCCCACCUCCCUCCCCCAAAAUUGUCCGUUCAUCCACCUCUCCCAUGCUUGGCCGGUCUGGCUCAGGCCCCCCCACGCCCCUCACCCCACGCAAGAAAGCCGUCGUGCCAUCUGACUACCAAGACACAGUACCUGGGGAGUUUGAGGAGAAGAUUAAGCAGCCUAAAUCCUCAGGCAUGUCCCAGAGCAGUACACAGGAUUCUCGACCCCAGACCCCUGUCAGCGAGUACUCACGGAAAGACUUGACCCUACGUCCCUCACCUAAACUAACACGUGCUAGCUCCAAGAUCUUUGAAAGGGUACGAGUCUUUGAAGAGCGGAGGCGGAGCAUCGACAACCCUGAGGGUUCCAUCUCUGGACGCUCUUGGGCCGGUUUUAACAGAGCCCCUUCCAUAGACUCUGACGAGGGUGGAAGCCGGCUGGGGAUCUCCAGGGAGAGCUCCAAAGAAGAUCUCCAUGAAGCUUUGAAGGUAGAUGCAGCCCAGAGAAGGUCUAUGUUCAGGCAGAGGGCUGCCUCUCUGGAGGAUAAACCUCGGUACUCCCAGAAAGUUCAAGACAUUGAGAACAAAUUCACAGAGGAGCUCCAACGCAUUAAGAAACUUGUGGGAAAGCCACACAUGAAGAAGUCCUUUUCCACUGAGCAGCUUUCCACAUUUCACAGGAGCAGGCAGCCUGUGAGAAAACUGGAACCCAUCCCCCCUCAAGUUCUUCAGAAGCUUCAGGACAGGGAGCGUGCUCAACAGGAGCAAGAGAGGAGAGAGAGAGAACAUGCCAAAGAGACUUCCCCACCAAAAUCACCAAAGGUGCAAACAACACAACAGACCAGAUGGGCGGGAGAGCAAGCAUCCCCUCCAGAGGCCAUGCCACCAUCUGAGUUACCUGGACAAAGGUCUCCAAGGCUAUUGCAUGGACUUAAUCAGCUUAGAGAGAGUCCUCAAAGAUCUCCAACUACGGAAAUCACUUGCCUGCCUGAGGAGCGCCCACGGUCCCCUGGCAGGUCAAGCACAGAGUCUCCAUCCAGAAACGUCCUGGAAAUGACAUUACGCAAAGUGGAGCCACGGCCUUCAAGCCCGCUAGUAAAGAGGGGAGUCCAUGUCCAGGAAGUUACACCAGUCCACACAGAAGACGAGUCUGUACAGAGAAAAACACCUAUAGAGAUCACACUGCGCAAGCUGGAGAGAAGGCCUGAAAGUCCUCUGGUACAAGGUGAGACAGUAGCAAUACAAGAGCAUCCCAUUCAGGCACCUCUCAAACCUCUGAGGCUUUUGUUAUCUUCCUCUGAGGAAGAGAAGAUGGAGGUGGAUGUGAUUCCUCCAGCUCCAGCCCCAAAGCUCACCAUCCCUCAAAUCAUUGUUGAAGAAGAACCAAUGGAGACAGAAGCCUCCACAGCUCCACAGAGUGAAAAAGCAAGCAAAAGUGCCAAAGAGGAAAAACCGCAGAGAAUAAAAGGGAGAGGACGCAGACAAAGACCCAUGUCUCCAGAAUUAGAAUCUUCAGACGACUCCUACGUGUCUGCAGGAGAGGACCCUCUAGAGGCCCCGGUGUUUGAGUUUGCUCUUCAGGACAUGGUGGCAUCCUCUGGAGCUGAAGUGCUGUUGAAGUGCAUCAUUGCUGGCAACCCUCUCCCUGAAGUGAUAUGGACGAGGGACAAUGUGGAAAUAAAGAACAGUCCCACACAUGUGGUCAAAGUGGAGGGCGAGAGGCACACUCUUCUCAUCAAAUGGACGAAGCCAAGCGAUGCUGGGACAUACACUGUAACCGCCAGUAAUGAAGUGGGCAAGGCCUGUUGUACUGCCACCCUCUUCAUCAAGUCAGAGCCCAGCCAAGACACAAGGGGGAACCUUGGAGUUCCCAUGGACAUCAGCAGCCCCAUCACGUCUGAUGAGGAGUAUCUCAGCCCUCUGGAAGAGGGUAUGGACUUCGGGGGGACUUCCUAUCGUGGCCCUGAACCACGGAAAAUCAUAGACACUCGAUUCAAGGAGCCACCUGCCUUUCAGGCUACUCUUGGAGAUCAGACAGUCAUUGAAGGACAAGAAGUGACCAUGUUUGUCCGAAUGAGCGGGCAACCCAAACCAAUGCUUUAUUGGCUGAGGGACAGAGUGACCAUAAAAACAGGUCCUCGACACAUUGUCCGCGAAACAGAAGAUGGUACCUGUGAGAUGAUAAUUAAAUCAGCUGUGAAGUCAGAUGCUGGUGUGUACACCUGCAAGAUCAUCAAUGAGUAUGGAACCAAACAGUGUGAGGGCAGACUGGAUGUGAAAGCUGUUCCAGCAGAGCCUGGACUGGCCAUUGUUCGAGCAGUCAGAGACGUGAUGGUGAAGGCGGGAGAGACAGCAGUCUUUGAGUGUCAUGUGAUCGGGCCGCAAGAUAUGGAUGUGGAUUGGCUGUCAGACGGGAAGCUCAUUCAGCCAGCUCUGCUGAACUGUAAGAUGCACUUUGAUGGGAAGAGGUGCAGGCUGCUGCUCAACUCCGUGCAUGAGGAUGACAGUGGUACAUACACUUGCAAAUUGAGCACAGCCAAAGAGGAGCUGACCUCCUGUGCCAAGCUGAAGGUCAUUGCAUCCAUUGGGCCUCUCUUUACACGACAGCUGGAUGUGUUGGAGGUGAUUGAGGGUCGGAAUGCUCGCUUUGACUGCAAGGUCAGCGGCACGCCACCACCCCGCGUCAUCUGGAGUCACUUCGACCAUCCUCUGGUGGAGAGUGAGGAUAUCCAUAUCCUGAAGGAAGGUGGUCGACACUCUCUUGUCAUCUCUCAUGUCAGCACUGAGGAUGAAGGCUUGUACACAGUUGUGGCCCGAAACCCACACGGCGAGACCGAAUGUUCAGCAGAACUGUACGUGCAGGAACCCCGGCCAGCGAUCUCAUUGCAGAUGGCCAAGUUAGAAAAGAUGCCCUCCAUUCCAGAGGAACCGGAAGUUCCAGACAGUGAGGUGGAACGUUUCACUAUGCCUGACUUCGUUAAGCCACUCUACGACCUGGAUGUGAUUGAGGGCAAAGAAGCCAUUUUGAAAUGCAAGGUGGCUGGCCUUCCAUACCCCACCAUCGCCUGGUUCCACAACGGCAAGAAGAUUGAGAGCACAGAAGACAGGAAGAUGACACAGUUCAGAGACAUUCACAGUCUGGUUAUUCGCUCUGUGUGCCAUGCUCACGGUGGCGUCUACAAGAGUGUCAUUUCCAACAAGGUGGGCAAGGCCACCUGCUACGCCCAUCUUUAUGUAACAGACGUUCUUCCUGAUCCUCCAGAUGGAGCUCCAGUAAUUGAGUCCAUCACUGGCAAAACCAUCACACUUUGUUGGAAGAAACCCAAACGGCUGGACCCGUCCAUUGACCCCAGCACUUUGAUGUAUGCUGUUCAGCAGCAGGCUCUGGGCUCCAUCCAGUGGACCAUAAUUGCUUCCAGCCUAAAGCAGACCACCUACACUGUAACCUCACUGUCCAAGGGUGUCCGCUAUGCUUUUAGGGUCCUGUCCAUCACCAGCAAAGCCUUCAGCAAGCCGUCUCCCGCCACAGACCCAGUGCAGCUUGUAGACAGAGGUCCGUAUCUUCAGGAGGCCCCAGUCGUCAUUGACAAACCAGAUGUAGUAUACAUGGUGGAGAAUCAACCAGUCAGCAUUACGGUCACUCUCAACCACGUCAAUGCAGCAGUCACCUGGAAAAGGAGAGGAGUUACCCUGUCGAACAGGCCCGGUCUGUUUGAGAUGAGCAUGCCUGAUGAUGACCAGCACACACUGAAGUUGUGUAAGGUGAAAAGCAGUGAUGUGGGUCCACUCACUUUCACUGCUAGCAACCCGUAUGGGACAGACUCCUGUCUCCUAACCCUGGAGAUGGCAGCGGCCCCAACAUUUGAGUCCAUUAUGGAGGAUUUGGAUGUGAGUGUUGGUGAGACACCCCGUUUUGCUGUAGUUGUUGAAGGAAAGCCCAUUCCAGACAUCCUGUGGUACAAGAACGAUGUCCUCCUGUCUGAGAGCAGCCAUUUUACCUUUGUGUAUGAUGAUAAUGAGUGUUCUCUGGUAGUGCUCAACACUCAGCCGGAUGACUCUGGGGUCUACACAUGCACUGCUAAAAACCUGGCCGGCUCGGUUUCCUGCAAGGCUGAGCUCACCGUUCACACUACUACACGGGAGAAGGAUGACCCGAUGGAGGAUGAGGAGACUAUUCUGAGGAGGAUGCGAAGGCUUACCGAUUACUAUGACGUGCACAAGGAGAUUGGGAGAGGAGCCUUCUCUUAUGUGAAGCGAGUGACACACAAGGUAGGAAAGAUGGAGUAUGCAGCCAAGUUCAUCUCAGCACGUGCCAAGAGAAAAGCCUCAGCCCUGAGGGAGAUGAACAUCUUUUCUCACCUCAACCAUGAAAGGAUCAUUUACUUCCAUGAUGCAUUCGAGAAGAAGAAUGCCGUCAUCAUCAUCACUGAGAUAUGUCACGAGGAGCUUCUGGAAAGGCUGACAAAGAAAUCAACAGUAUUGGAGGCUGAGAUCCGCUCCAGUGUAAGACAGUUGUUGGAGGGAAUUAGCUACCUACAUCAAAAUGACAUCUUGCAUUUGGAUGUCAAGCCUGACAAUAUCCUCAUGGCUGACCCCACCAGCGACCAGAUCCGUAUCUGUGAUUUUGGCAAUGCAGUGAAGUUCACACCUGACGAAGCACAGUACUGCAAAUAUGGCACUCCAGAAUUUGUUGCCCCAGAAAUUGUUAACCAGACACCAGUCUCUAAGGCAACAGACAUCUGGCCUGUUGGUGUCCUGACCUAUCUAUGUCUUACUGGAGUGUCUCCAUUUGCGGGAGAAAAUGACCGAAGCUCUGUGCUUAACAUCAGAAAUUACAACGUGGCCUUUGAAGAGAGCAUGUUUGCUGACCUUUGCCAUGAAGCAAAGGGAUUUGUCAUCAAAUUGUUAGUGGCUGACAGAUUGAGACCAGAUGCCAGUGAGUGUCUUCGCCAUCCUUGGUUCAAGACUCUGAACAAAGGAAAGAGCAUCAGCACGGAGUCCUUGAAAAAAUUUUUGUUAAGAAGAAAAUGGCAACGAUCUCUUAUCAGCUAUAAAUCCAAAAUGGUGAUGAGAUCAAUUCCUGAGCUGCUGGAUGAUUCCUCCAGCCAUAUCUCCAUUGCUGUCCCACGGCAUCUAAAAGAGGGCUCGCCACCACCCUCAUCUUCAUCAGAUUCUGAUGAGGACAUUGUUGAACUGCCCUUCAUACCUAUGCCUCUCAAUAUGGAGUUCUCUGGCUCCAGAAUGUCACUGACUGAGAUUCUUGGGGAUGAAGAAAUGGUGGGCAAAACCAACAGCAACCUUGAGAAGUCUGGAUCAAGCCCUGAAAAAGCAGAGCCCAUGGAGUGUGAGCCCUCAGAGGAGGUUGGUGAUAGUGCUGCAAGAGGUCGAGCCAGGAAGAGGACAACACAAGAUGAUGAAAGAGGUUCCUCUGAUGAGGAACCGUAUGAACUAGCCAAGCGAGCAGAGCAGACAAAGAGACCACUUUGCAGAGGCUCAAGUAUGGAGUCUGACAAGCCUGAGGGAGCUCGUCGUAGAGGUGAGCUGCGUAGAGGGAGCUCAGCAGACAGUGCCCUGCAACUCCAUAUCAAGCCAGAGGAGGGUGCGGAGGAGAGUCCAACAGAUGGUAGAAGAAUCCUUAAAAAGUCUGUAUCUAUGGAGCUGCCUCGCAGAAGCCCAAGCCCAGGAGCUGCCAAGAUGAGUCAGGAAGAUUAUGCUCUGAAACUGGAACUGAUGAGACAGAGACUCCUCAGAGGAGGCUCUGUGGACAACAAGAUGAGUGGUCUUCGAGGCCCUCUGUUAGAGACUUUAGGCAUGGGAGAUGAGAAGCGCUUUAUGCGUGGGACUCGCUUAGGUAACCCUCCACUAGUUCGGGCUGCAUCCAGCGAAUCACCAAGAGAUGACAUCCCAAAAACCAAAGUGCUCCGCAAGAGUGCAUCCUUCAGUCAGGGUGACACUGAGCCAAUGCCCCUGCAUCGGCGGAUUGGGGCUCCUCUAGAGAUUCCUCUUGCCCAGAUAGAGGAACGACGACUGCAAGAAGCUGUGUCCAUGUCUGUUCUUGCAGAGCCAGUCAAGCAAGAUUCCCGUCCUGUCACCCCCAAACCACUCACUCCUGAACCAAAGAGACAUGAAACAAAGGUACCGGCAGAAGAGAAGGAACCUUCACCUGUCAGACACAGUCAGCAUGAGGAAAUAAAGCAAGCAGACACUGCCACUGUAGAGGAACAUGAAGAUGGUAAUGUCCAAAAGAAUGAUUUGUUCAUGUUACAGGAAACUGCCAAAGAACCUGUGAAUGUUCCCCAAAGUAGGUCAACACCUUCUGUGGUGCCCAAAGAUGUGUUAGAGGAAAGAAUUGAAGAGGAGGAAGAGGAAGUAAAAGAACCAGUGAAAGAACAUGUAAAAGAAAGGGAACCUUCUGUUGUUAAGAUGAAAGUCAGAGAAGUUGAAGAAGAUGAGAGGGCACCAGUUAAUGCUUCAGAGAUCACCAUAUCCACUAGUUCCAUAGUGAGCCCAGCUGUAGUGUCUGCCAAGACCCCUCAAAGUGUUGUCUCAACUUAUGUAACCCCUUCUCCCCCUACCCGCACAGUACUUCCGGAUGGCAGGACAUCUGCCUAUGCAAGUGUCAUGCAGACCAUCCUAGUCCCAUUACUGCAAACACCAAGCGAGCCAGCAGCCAUUCUCACAUCCACAAAUGUCUCAGUGCCAGCCUCUCCAUCUGUGCCUGUCUAUACAUCCAUGUCCAGACAUAUUUCAGAGCCAUCUCUCAUAUCUGCUCCACCAUCUUCCAAGGCGGAUGCUCACCAAACCACUGAACAUCCUGCGGUUUUCUCUCGUGUCGCAUCAAUAGAACAGCCAUCCAAGGAACCAAGUCCACCUAAGACUCCCACUCGUGUUUCCCCAAAGAAAGAGCCCUCUCCUGGUAGCCACAUCGAGGACCUUGCCUCUGAAGAAGUCUUUGAGGCUCGGUUUAAGAAGCGUGAGUCUUCUCUCACCCGUAGUCUGAAACGUCUUUCUUGGCAAAAGACAGAUGAAAAGCCCUCUACAGUUGCUCCUGAGGUGACAGAGGAGAUGUAUCGUCCAGGACCAAUUGGUGCUCCUCUAGAGUUUGUACCCAGGAGGCUGGAAGAGAAGUCAAAAUCUGUACAAGAUCUCCGUGAGGCUGAGAAAGACCCAGGUUUCAUGAGGAGAUUGUCCAUGCGCCUAAGGAGGACCCCAUCAAUGGAGAGGAAAGAGGAAAAGCUCAAAGAGGAUGAAUUCACUACCCCAAAGCGUCGUUUGUCUUGGGCUUUGGGACGAAGAGGGUCCCAGGACAAAAAGGAAGUGGAGAUGAUGAGGCUGGACGGAGGUCUAGAGACACCUCCAGAGCCAGAGACCAAGAAACCAACUGAGUCCCCUGUUCUAGCAAUGCGCAGAAAAAUUGGCAGCACUGUGAGCGGUUUAUCCAUGAAGAUCAGGAGUCAUUCAGAAGAAAGGAAAGAUGAAAAGGAGGGCAAGACAGAAACGAAGAGGACUCCUCUGCUGUCCAUACUACGCCGUUCCACCUCAGAGGGAGGCAGUCUAAAGAGAAUGGGCAUCCCACAGAAUCAGCUAGCCAGUCAGUCAGGCACUGGGGCCUCCUCUGAAUCUUUGGAUUCUAUGUCUAGCAUCCAGUCAGAAUCAGCUGCCAGAAGUGCAGAGACUGAGCGCAGGUCACGAUGGGACAGAUGGGGCCUGACCAGAGGCAGGAGGGACAAGACUGUCUCUCAGCCAGACAUACCCACUGCUAUUGCUAGAGAAAAUGGCUCCCUGCGCUCUCGCCAGUACUCCCGUAUGGCCUCUGACUUUCCUCCAGUGUUUCACAUCAAACUGAGGGACCAUGUUCUCCUUGAGGGAGAUCCAGUCACUCUCAGCUGCCUGCCUGCAGGCAGUCCUCACCCACACAUCGCAUGGAUGAAAGAUAAAAAGCCACUUGAGAUUGACCCGAGGAUGAACAUGAUCUCCUGCCCUGAUGGGAGACAACUGCUGAUGAUUAUGAAGACCACCAAGAAUGACGCAGGCCUAUAUGAAUGUGUGGCCACAAACCCACUAGCCUCUGUCACCAGCUCCUGUAAACUCUCCCUUGCCCGUCUUCCAAACCGACCUGGCACUCCAGAGGUUCCUCAAAAGUACAAGAACACAGCAUUAGUGGUGUGGCGCCCAUCCGACACCAUGGCUCCAUGUACUUACUCCCUGGAGAGGAGGACAGAGGGUGAAAGUAACUGGCUGAUUGUCGCCACUGGUGUGGCUGAUUGUUACUACAAUGUCACAGAUGUCCCGACCGGCGCUACUUACAGGUUCAGAGUGGCUUGUGUGAAUAAAGCUGGCCAAGGACCAUACAGCAAUCUCUCUGAGAAAGUAACCUUGGAUGCAGCAGUACCUCAAAAGGCCACUGGAACAGUCAUUGUCAAGACUCUUCCACCAGCAUCUAGUCCUACAGUGGUGACCUCCACGAUGACCGUGCCUCCUAUGAAGCCUACUGGGAGUAAACCUACACCCACUGCUUUAGCCCCAGCACAGGCCCCUGCUGCCCAACCUGCCCAGCCUGCCCCUCCUGCCCAGCCUCCCCCUGCUCCUGUCUCUACUGCGACCCCAACCCCAGCAACAGCUCCCUCAUAUUCAUCCCCCACCCACCGUGAUGUCCCUGAGUUCCAGAUUCCCAUCUCGUCCAGCACCUCCGCUCCAGCUAAAGCCAAAACCACUCUCAAUAUCACUGUAGCCAAACCCACCCCUACCCCGGUUGCUGCUCCAGUACAGUCUGUCCCAGCCAAACUCUCUCCUCCUGCCAUUCUCCCCAAACCACAGAGUCCUGUGAAUGUAGUUUCACCCAUGGCCCAAACUCCCCCUGUCUCCCCACCCCCGUUAGUCUCCCCUCCUCCUUCUAUUGGCAAACCCAUCUCCUCCGUGCCCAUGUAUGUUCCCACCACCACAACAGCCCAUGUGAUGCCAGUAACCCCAAAUACGCCCUCUCCUGCCCUUUCUCCACCUGUGGUGCUGGUUACAAGUCUGAGUCCUCUUGGGGAGGGUGCUGCUACGCCCAACAGAAUGACUCCCAGUGGGAGGGCGACCCCAUCUGGCCGUGUGACACCAACUGGGCGCAGGACUCCCUUGGGUAAGCCAGGAGACUCUACUCUACGGCAAGGGGUACCCCAAAAACCGUAUACCUUCAUGGAUGAGAAGGCCAGAGGCCGUUUUGGUGUUAUCCGUGAAUGCAGAGAAAAUGCCACAGGCAGCCUCUUCAUGGCCAAAAUCGUGCCUUAUGAGCCUGAGAGCAAGCAGAAUGUUCUGCAGGAGUACGAGAUCCUUAAGUCCCUGCAUCAUGACAAGAUCAUGGCCCUCCAUGAGGCCUAUGUCACUCCACGCUACCUUGUGCUCAUCUCUGAGUGUUGUGCAGGCAAAGAAAUCCUCUACAGCCUGAUUGACAGGUUCCGUUACUCUGAGGAUGACGUGGUGGCCUACGUUGUGCAGGUAUUGCAGGGCCUGGACUACCUGCACAACAGAAGAAUCCUGCAUUUGGACAUCAAGCCAGAAAACAUCAUAGUCACCUACAUGAAUGCAGUCAAGAUUAUUGACUUUGGCAGUGCUCAGACCUUCAAUCCACUCUUCCUGAAACAGUUUAGCCCUCCUAUAGGAACACUGGAGUACAUGUCUCCUGAGAUGUUGAAAGGAGACGUGGUGGGUCCUCCAGCUGACAUCUGGAGCGUCGGUGUUAUGACAUACAUCAUGCUCAGUGGAAGGUUGCCUUUCACUGAGAACGACCCAGCAGAGACAGAGGCCAGAAUCCAGGCAGCCAAGUUUGACCUCAGCAAGCUCUACCAAAAUGUGUCCCAAAGUGCCUCUCUGUUCCUUAAGAAGAUCCUGUGCAGCUACCCUUGGGCCCGUCCCUCGAUUAAGGACUGCUUCAACAACUCCUGGCUACAGGAUGCAUACCUAAUGCGGCUGCGGCGACAGACCCUCACCUUCACCACCACACGCCUCAAGGAGUUCCUGAGCCAGCAGCAGCAGAUUAGAGCCCAGGUGGCCACCAAGCACAAAGUUCUCCUGCGCUCCUACCAGAGCUCCCCCCAAUCUCCCACCUCACCCACCACACCGUCUACACCUUCUACACUUUCCAUACCCUCAACACCCUCCACCCCUGUCACCCAGUGACCUCACCUUGGCUCUGCCAGAGCAGGAAUGUGACCCAAGAGUAGCGCUCCAGGGGAAGGACAGAGAGGCCCAGCCUCAGGACAACCAACUGUCACUGUGCUGACACCUGGCUGGACUUAUAAGGGGGGCCAGUUACUGUGCAGUGAGUGAACACAUCAGGCACCUGUUCAGUCAAACUUACCCUCAUUCUGUGAAGAGUCAAACACACCCCUAGUCAGACAGACAAGAAAAAACUCUCCUUCAGAACUUACCUAUUGCAUCAAACAGGUCCUAAUGCGCUAACUUCUAUCAGCUGUGGCCAGCAUGCUCAGCGCUGUUGAGUUCAUUGUCCUGCUAGAAGCCCGUCUCCAUGCACAGUCUUGCUCCUCCUCUGCACUGUCUUGCCUUGCCCACACAUCCCUUUUCAUAUAUGUGACAGUUUGACUAAGGUGUUGCAAGCUGUUUUCUGCAUUUUGUAGAGUCAGUAAAUAUGGACCCAGUGGGGUCCUCACACAGAAGCUUAUAAUUUAACAUGAAGGUGUAUGACAUCAUUUGCCAAAUGUCACGUUAAUGUAAACAUGUGUGGUGUUUCCCUAUAAUGACCCUGGGGCCUUGGAAAUUGUGGAGGAAUAAAAUGUGUAUAUCCUUUUUUCUGCUAGUUUUUAUGAUUGACUCUUUUAUUACAAGUAGUUGUUAUACCGUUAUCAUGAGUAUAUAUGGAGUAUUUAGCACUCAAGCUAUUCUUACUGUAGUGCCACUUGAUGUUUUACAACCGACUUUGAGUUUUGUCUUUUACUAACUUUUACCGUUCAUGGCAAAAAAGUUGGGUCAUACUUAGCAGCCGGUGACGUCAGAGAAGCCUUUUGAUGAAAAGAAAAAAAAGAAGAAAAAAAAAGAAAAAGUUGUCCACUCAUGUGACAAACCCUAUAUUUAACUGAAAAUAGUACAAAGACAACAUAUCAAAGGUUGAAACUGAGAAGUUUUAUUUAUUUAUUUAUUUAUUUUUAUAUAUGCCCAUUUUAAAUUUGGUGUCAGCAACAUGCUUCAAAAAAGUUUGGACAGGGCAUGUUUACCACUAUGCUGCAAUCACUUCUUUUGAUAAUGCUCUGUAAGCAUUUGGGAACUGAGGAAAAUAAUUGCUAGAGUUUUAAAAGUGAAAUGUUUUUACAUUUUUGCUUGAUAUACAAUUUCACCUGCUUAACAGUUCUGAGUCUGCUUUGUUGUAUUUUUCGUUUCAUUAUGCACCGAAUGCUUUAGUGGAUGACAGGUCAGGAUAGCAGGCAGGCCAGUUUAGCACUCAGACUCUUUUACAAUACUGUUUUAUGAUGAUGCUAUGCUGUUGUAAUACAUACAGAAUGUGGUUUGGCAUUGUCUUACUGGAAUAAGGAAGGCCUUCCCUGAAAGUCAUCUGGACGGCAGCAUAUGUUGCUCCAAAACCUGUAUACGUCAGUCAGCAUUAAUGGUGCCUUCACAGAUGUGCAUGCACCAUGUGCACUAGUGCACCCCCAUACCAUCAUGAUAGACCAUCAACAAGUAGAGUUGUUCCUCUUUAGCCCAGAGGAUGCGGCAUCCAUGAUUUCCAAAAAGAGUUUCAAAUUUUGAUUUGUCCGUCUACAGGACAAUUUUCUACUUCGCCCCAGUUAGUCUUAAAUGAGCUUGGGCCCAGAGAAGGCAGCGGUGUUUCUGGAUCCUGUUUAUAUAUGGCUUCUACUUUGCAUGGUAGAGUUUUCACUUGUAUUUUUGGAUGCAGCAACAAACUAUGUUCACACCGGUGAUUUUCAGAAGUGUUGCUGAGCCCAUGCAGUGAUUUCCACUACAGAAUCAUGUACUACCUAAGGGCUCAAAUAUCAUGGCUAUCCAGUGGGGGAUUCAUGACCUUGUCCCUUGCGUAUAGAGAUUCAGAGAGAGUCUUUUAAUGAUAUCAUGUACUGCCGAUGAUGAAAUUCCCAAGAUCUUUGCUUUGCUAACAUUGUUCUUCAAUUUUUGCACUAUUUGUCCACACAGUCUUUCACAGAGUGGUGAACACCUCCUCAUCUUUACUUCUGAAAGUCUCUGGGAUGCUCUUUUUAUACCUUUGUCAUGUUACUGUUACUGAACUGUUGCCGGUUAACCUAAUUAGUUGUAAGAUAUUCAAUGAAUGAAUGUUCCACCAGGUGUAUUUUUAACAUCACACACCUUUACCAGUCUUUUGUUGUCCAUGUCCCAACUUUUACAAAAAUUGUUACUGACAUCAAAUUUGAAAUGGGCAUUUAUUUUUCAGAAAACAAUACAAUUUCUCAGUUGCAAAAUUUGGUACAUUGUCUUUGUACUGUUUUUUCAAUCAAUAUAGACUUUAAAUAAUUUGCAAGUUAUUGCAUUAUGUUUUCAUUUACAUUUUGCACAGCAUCUCUACUUUUUUUGGAAACAAGGAUGCAGCAUUUUGUCCUUCUAAGCUGAGGAAAGUUCAAAGUGUGCCACUUAUUCUUUUAUUUAUUAAACUUUUUUGGUAUUGAAGGUUGCCUUUCUAUUUAAAAUCCAGAAUGUAUUAUACAUCAGAGGUGUCUUUGCACUGGUUUUAUGUAUCUGCCUUUGUUGAAGUCUUCUGAAUGCACUGAAAACCUUCUUUUUUUGAUAUCUGCACACUGGUGGAGUGACAAGCAUGCUAUCAAUACAAAUAUUUUCAUUAUAGAAUAAAUUCAUUACCUGUGGCAGCAGAAGGAAGUAUUGUGGUAUUAUUCCUCAACUCAAAGUACAAGGGAGUCUGCUUAAAACUAAUUAGGUCUUGGUGGUUACAUGGAGGGAUUGCUUUUUCAAGUCCUGACCAAGAAUAUAGUGGAUAUGUGAAUCUAAAACCAUUAAACAGACAUGUAAGACCAGCAGGACAAUACCGUGCUCAAUGAGCUGGUGUUCAAGGCAGACAUUUCUUACUGUCCUUUUUUCUGUUUGUGUUUCAAUGUAACCACACUUACACUAAAACCAGCCUUAGUGCACUGCCCAUUUAUCUUGUAGUGUGUCUUACAAAGAAAAGUUUGUGUCAUCUAUAAGAAGUGCCACUUCUCUUGUUAUGGCUUAAUUUACAGAAGAGAAGAGAAAAAUAUGUGGCAAAGACACAGUGGCUGCUAUGUUGAAUGUUUGCUGAAUCUUUGCAAUAUUACUUUGAAAGUAAAUAACAUGAAGUAUGAUUUUGUUUUCAUUGGAUGAGUAAAAUCAAGGCUAUUUUAUUUAGAUCUUAAAUAUCGUCUCUGUUAGGAGAAAAUCACAUCGUGUAAAAAGGUACUUUGAGCCAUUUUUGUAAGUCCAUUCAUGAAAGAUUCACACAAAGUAAAGGUCAUCUGGCAUUUUCAGAUUAUGUAAAAAUGGGUUUGUUUUCCCCAAAACAUCACAGGUGUUAAGCUCUUCAUACAAGUCAGAGGUAUUCAGUUCACUUUCAAUUCCUAGCGGUCCAGAUACUGCAGAUUUCCUUCUUUUUUCCUCAGGGGUGACGGUAAAAUAACAUUAACAGUUCAAUUAACUACCAGUGAUCACAAAAUACCUCUGCUCUACAGUGACAGGCGUAUGAUCGGUCUGAUGCUAUGGAAGACAUGUCAACAGUCAUUUUCUAAUCAAUUAAAAAGAAACCCUAAUCAAUAUACAGGAAAUGGAUUGGCACAGAUAUGAGUACUGUGAUCAAGCUGUUGAUCUAAAUGAUGCUUACUUUUUAUUGUCAUGUAAUGAGAUGAAGGUUAAACUUUUUUGUUUGUUGUGGACAGAAUGGAUCUGACUUUUGAUCACACUUGGUAAGCACAGGAUUACAGAACAUCAUGGUUUUACUUCUGUUUAUUUAUUCUUUCCUUCGUUUUGUUAAAGGAGGCAAAUGAAUGUAGAUCUGGUCCUGUAAUUGCCCGGGCAUGAUGUUAAUUGUGUCAAAUUUAAAGAGGAGAUUUGCAUAUUGUUGAUCAUCUCAUCACACGAGUGAGUAGAGGAAAUGUUACUACAGCACACUUUGUGCUGCAGAUGUAAAGUAUAGUUCACAUAUAUAUACUAACCACCUUGGAAACACCUGCUUAAGCACUGCCACUCGCCCUUUUGUAAUAUUUCAAAGGCCAUAUGGAUGUGUUUCGGGUACAAAAGUGCAAAAGUAUCCAAAACCUGGGUACAAAAGUAUGUUAAUCUUCAAUACUGUUAUACAUUGCAGUGAGCCGAAUGUUUACCUUGUUGCUGUGCCUGCUACACCCUGUCACACUGACUUAUUUCCAUUUCUCAUUUGCUUAAACUUACUGCUAUUUACAGUACUUACUGUUUUUUUUUUGCCAAAUUUUAUUAUUAAUAAUGAUAAUAAUAAUAAUAGUAAUAUUAUCUGUGUUUCUGUCAUUUUCAAGUUUUGUAUCUCUUUAUUAUUUGCAUAAUUAAGAGCAAAUAAGAGUGAUUUCCACUCUUCGUUAAUUACUUUUUGAAUGAUUCAAGUUUGGAACAAUCAUUAAGGCCAAUGAUAUAUGGAAUCACAAUAAAGCAAACAUGGCUAAAGAGCCGCAGACACUGGUCUGUGGUUGUGAAUAAGGUUUUGUAUUAAUAACUGGCGUGUGAGCAUUUGUGUACUUUCCCUUUGGAUCAUGCUGGGCGACCCUUUAAUGUGAAACUAAACCAAGUGUUUUUUUUCUGGAAUGCAUUAUGUUGCACUAAAACAGUGACAAACAUGAACAUGACAUGAAUGUUUUACAGUAGUAUGAAAUCAGUGUGUAUAUGUGGAAAACAUGACAAUUCAUGAAAUAAAGUCUGUUAUUAACAGUA